AUGGACGCUCUUAUCCCACAGAUCGAAGCCCUGGCACGCGACGCCGACGAACAUGGCCGCAAGCAGCUGAUUGAUAAACUUCAUGACCUGGCUAUCUCACUGGAGCAGCCGCAGGACGUCGCACAACGACUGCUGUUCUCUCAAANNUUCCCCCUGGCCGCCUCCCGUAUCAGCUGCGAUCUGAAGCUCUUCGACCUACUCACCAAGACUGGACAACCAACCACCGUUGAUGAACUUGCAAGUAGUACAGGUGUUCAGCCCAAACUUAUGGCUCGAUUGCUUCGCUACAUGGCUUCUGUGCGCCUUGUCCAGGAGGUUGACACCAACACCUUUGCUGCCAACAACGUCACCAAAACUUUCGCAAUUCCAGGAUUUGCGGGUGGUGUUUAUCACAUGUGCGACUACGUAGGACCAGGCCUUAAGGCUUUGCCUGACUUCCUCAAGCGAACCGGCUACAAAGAUCCAGAGUCAGCAAGGGAUACUGCACUCAUGUCUGGUUGGGAUUCUGACCUGCCACUAUUCGCCCAUUUUCAGACUCAGCCUGAGCUGUUUGCACACUUCAAUGCAUACAUGUCUGUACAGCACAUGGACAUGCCAACGUGGCUGGACGUGUAUCCUUACCAAGAAGUUGCGAAGAACACGCCAUCAGGAAAGCCUAUAUUUGUCGACGUUGGCGGAGGUUUCGGGCAUCAGAGUAUUGCACUCAGAGAGAAGGUGCCUGAUGCGCCUGGUCGCAUCAUCUUACAAGACAUCCCCGCCACUCUUCAGCACGCUAUCAGUUAUCCCGGCGUAGAAGUCAUGGAGCAAGACUUCUUCAAGCCUCAGCAGGUUCGCGAGGCGGCUAUAUAUUACAUGCGCCAAGUUAUCCACGACUACCCAGACGAGAAAGCCAUUCAGAUCUUGCGCAAUACCAAAGAUGCUCUCGGUCCUCGUAGUGUUAUCCUCAUUGAUGAUAUGUUUUUGGAGGACAAGGACGUUCAUUGGCAAGCUACAAUGAUCGACCUGACGAUGAUGAUUUGUUGUGCGAGCCGCGAGCGGACUCGAGAGCAAUGGAGUGACCUCAUCUCGAAGGCUGGCCUGAAGGUUUCCAAAGUUUAUACAUACACAGGGAGUCAGCGGGAUAGCAUCAUUGAAUGCAUACCAGUCGAGAGAUCUGUGGAAGGUAGUAAAUAG
Molecule: messenger RNA, 1173 nt
Organism: Aureobasidium musti
Lineage: Eukaryota; Fungi; Ascomycota; Dothideomycetes; Dothideales; Saccotheciaceae
Source: the annotation of a GenBank genome assembly